Molecule: messenger RNA, 2620 nt
Organism: Adelges cooleyi (spruce gall adelgid)
Lineage: Eukaryota; Metazoa; Arthropoda; Insecta; Hemiptera; Adelgidae
Exons: 3
Coding region: 1-2523 (840 amino acids)
Source: RefSeq, a predicted model, not a curated record
AUGACGGAGAUAUGCAGCACACCGCAAUGUGUAACCGACAAAACUCAAGCGAUUCAGAAGUACAACAAGAAAGUCACCGCACUCAACUGCGUUAACGCUUUGAUUCUGUUGAACAUUGUGCAUAAGCUCAGCAAUGCGAACCUCAAUAAGGAAAAACCCAGCAACGAGGUUAAAAAAAUGAUGGAAAAAUUCAAAAUCCAUUCGGCUCGUAUGCUGUCCAUGUUGUACUACGGUCGUUUCCUCGCAGCUAGCUGGAACAUUAUGGUGUAUAUUCAACUGGUCACCGCAGUGGACUCGGGCACGUUUGAGUGGCCCAGAGAUAUUUUCUCAUAUGGCCAGAUGUUGGAAUAUUUAAAGUUCUGUCAGACCGUUGAAUUGAUCCCAUUGCAAAAUGCUCACGAUUCACUAGACGCUUACAUAGAAACUGUUGAUAUCGAUAAAAUCGCAGAGCAAUUGUACGACAACGCGAAUUUGACAAAAACCGCCUACAAAUUCUCCAGUCUCUUUACCAUUAUACAUUUACAGCUAUCGAAUUUGUUUGCCCAACGAGAUGCUAUUUUCGACAAAAUGGUCUUGGUUAAAUUUAUUGGUCCGGAGAAGCUUAAUACUAUGAUUAACCACGUGGACAAUCUUAGGGAUCUUUCUCAAACCCAUCAAUGGCAUUUUAUCGUAUAUGAAAACAUGCAUUGUUAUCUAAAGUUUCAGCACAUUGUCUACACCAAUGUUUUGUAUCAAGUUUGGUUUCAUUUAAAAUCUUAUCAGUUGUUGUUUACCGGAAAAUCUAUUAUAAAAGUAAUUAGGAAAUAUUUUAAAGAACCAAUGAAAUAUUGGUCUCUUAUAACCAAACCGUUGGAGGAAGCAACCGAAAUACUAGAUAUCAACGACAGUUUAUUCAUCACAGUAUUAAACAUGUUUAAGAACGGCAAAAAAGUACAUAGUGAUGACUUAAGUGACUUAGUCCAAAAAAUAUUAAAUAUAAAUUUCGCAAUGGGUUCAUAUAGACAAACAAUUUUUUUAACGGCAUUCAUUUUUUUAGUUUUUUUUACAGUGGCUACGGUUGGCACAAAGUUCAAUCUGGUGCGCGUCCGGGACGUUGUCUUCAGCAGAGAAUUUGUCGAGCUACUAAACGAUUUUGAUACGUCCGAAGACGUUGGCGUGUCGGUUUACUUCGACGACGCAGAUAUCAAAACGUUGACGGAACCGUGCAAGACCAAGAAGUGCAGAAGGGUCAAGUCGGUGGCCAUGAAAAAGUAUCGGAAAAAAAUGUACGCGCUGCAAUGCGCCAACAGUUUUAUCGUGUUGUCGUUUCUGCACCAAAUCAAGAACGACGGAAUGCUCGGCGAAGACGGGCUGCCCCGCGAAGACAAACAGGGACAAUUCGAAAUGUACAAGACUUACGGUGCUCGCAUGCUGUCCGUGUUGUACUACAGCCGUACCGUCGCGGCUAAAUGGAUGGUUUUGGCUUACGCCAAGUUGAUCGUCGGCGCCGACCCGGCCGGCUACGGGGAAUUCGUCGAGGAAAACACCUUUUUUUCCAAGUACGCCCACGCGUACAGCAACAAAUGCAAGGCCAGGCACAUGAUUCGCCCGCGGAAUUGGGAUCUACCGGACGCGGAGUACUACAGGGACGCGGACGACAUGGCCAUAGUGUUGUACGCGAACGACAAGCUGCGGACGACCUACAAGUACGAGAGUAUGUUCACCGCAGAAACUCUGACACUGGCGGGUUUGUUCGACCGCCAAGACGUUUUGUUCGACGAAAAGCCCGAGAUGAAAAUCUGUUGGCAAGACGCCGAACGUCUCAUGGACAAGCACAGGUAUUACCAAAUGAAAGCGUACAACACGCGCCGAUGGCCGUUCGUGAUGACCGGUUGCGUUGACUACCACUUGCAAUUCCAACACAUUGUCUACACGACCGUGUUGUACUACGCGUGGUUCCAUUUGGAAUCGUACGUGUUCAACAGGACCCGGUUCAAGCACAGCUGCAAGUCGAUAAGGGAACUGACCAAGAAAUGGUCGUUGAUAAUCGAACCGUUGAAAGAGGCGGUCGAAUUUUUAGACGCCGACGACGGUGCACUGUUGCCGAUACUGGCAAACGUGAUCAGAACUUCCGGGAAGAAAAUCAGAAUCAGUAAGUUGCUGGAGCUCGAGAUGAACGCGUCGGUCGUUCUGGCCAAAUGUUUAAAGGAAACGUCAGUGUUAAACCUGGGAAGUAUAUUUAAUCAUUUUUGGCAUAAGAAACAAAAAGACAGAGCGCAAGCCGAAGAAAGUAAAACAUCCAAAAGUAUAGUUAAUUAUUUUAAGACUAAACAACCAAUAGGCAGUGCAGACGUAGAAGAAAUUAAACAUAACGCCGAAGCACUAAGACAAUACAUCAGUAAUAUUAAAGAUGUAAUCAAACCAAUUGACAAUAUUUUUUUUAUCAAGUUCAUUUGGAGCAAAAUUUUAAAAGAAAAGAGACUUUCUUUUUUGCCUAAAUAUAAGGAGUAUGAAACGAGUACUGUGCUAUAUCAGCAUUUUUAAGAAAACAAAGCAAACUACUUGUCAAACGGUUUGCUUAUAGUGACAUAGUAUACAUUUCAAACGUCAAUGUUAUAGUUUUUUAAGUAGAUGCCUACAA